Cutaneotrichosporon cavernicola is the source of this 3375-nucleotide messenger RNA. RefSeq lists its product as uncharacterized. Gene Ontology annotation, molecular function: ATP binding; diacylglycerol-dependent serine/threonine kinase activity. The record is from RefSeq and is a predicted model, not a curated record. Gene Ontology annotation, cellular component: nucleus; cytoplasm. Lineage: Eukaryota; Fungi; Basidiomycota; Tremellomycetes; Trichosporonales; Trichosporonaceae. The transcript has 3 exons. Gene Ontology annotation, biological process: protein phosphorylation; fungal-type cell wall biogenesis; signal transduction. Bases 1 to 3375 code for a protein of 1124 amino acids.
AUGCCACCACAAUCUUCGGACCCCAAGAUAAACACGCUCCUCCAGAAGAUUGCGUCUGAGCGCCGCAACCUGGAGGGUGCCAAGGCCAUCAUCCGCACGGUCGAAGCAUCGAGCCGCAAUUCGCAGGUGAUCCAAGGGGCACAGAACGAGAUCCGAGCGGCGCAGGCCUCGAUCCAGUUCUUGGAGGCUGAGCUGGCCAGGCUGCGCCUGGGAAGCACCGGUGCUGCAACGGAUGCGAACCGGAGGCCUGAUGGGCACGUGAACAACGGACAGCUGUCGUCCAGCGGUCCGUCGUCGGGGUCGACCCAGCCGCUCAAUGUUGGCAACAGAUCGAAAGUCGACCGCGAUAGACCCCUCCCACCGCCGCCGGUUGAUGAGGCCAAGAAAGGCGACGACGCCGCCCCACAAAAGCCGUAUUCGCAGCUCGACCUCUUGCGUUACGACGCGCCUUUGACAGGUGCCAAGAUUACUCGCAUGCUCAACCAGCUCCAGUUCAAGCUCCAGGUCGAAGAGCAGUACAAGCUCGGCAUCGAGAAGAUGGCGCAGGCGUACCAACGAGAGGGGGACAGGCGGUUGCGCUCCGAGACCGAGGCCAAGCGCGUCGAGUCGGACGCCAAGAUCCAGCUCUUGAGCGCUGCUAAGAAGCGAUACGAGAGGCUUGCUGAGUAUCGCACCAUCGAUGACGACGUCGACCUCAUGCCCGACAACAAGCGGAAGGAGGCGCUCCGAAAGCCAAUCCAAGGCCAGCUCAUCAUCUCGGUCCUGUCUGCGCGUGACCUUAAUCACCGUGCCGCCCGCCGCUCUUCCAGGGUCCAAGGCGAGUCUGUCGUCGCCGUCAAAAUCGAGGGUGUUGAGCGCGCGGUGUCCAGAGGUUCACGCAAUGACCGGUGGUACGAGGACUUCGAGCUCCCAGUUGAGCGUGCCAACGAGGUCGAGAUCACCAUCUACGACCAGUCGGGGCCCAACGAGCAUGUCCCUAUCGGCAUGCUUUGGCUACGUGUAUCGGACCUGAUGGAGGCCCAGCGUCGCCAGAAAACGGCAGCCGAGGCGGCGGGCCCUGGAUGGGUCACUGCCGAGACGGCGGCGUCGCUCGGCCGGGCUACUGGUGCGGCCGACCUUACGUCCCUCCACCAACCACAGGGCAACCAGACUCUCGCGCCCCAGGGCGGUGUCCCUGGCGGCUUAGGCAAGAGCGAGGCGAUCGAGGGCUGGUUUGCCGUCGAGCCCGCUGGAGCGCUCCACCUCAAACUGGACUUUGUCAAGGACACUGUGGCAGGUGGUGGUCGUCGCCCGUACGAGGCUCUCGGGCGUCAGGGCGCGGUGCGCAAGCGCAAGGGCGACGUGCAUGAGAUGAACGGCCACAAGUUUGUCCAGCGCCAAUUCUACCAGCCGAUCAUGUGCGCACUAUGCCAGGAAUUCCUCCUCACUGGUGAAGGUUACCAGUGUGAGGACUGCCGAUACGCAUGUCACAAGAAAUGCUACCCGAAGGUGGUCACCAAGUGUAUCUCCAAAACGAACGCGGAUGGCGAGGACGAGGAUAAGAUCAACCACCGCAUCCCGCACCGCUUCCAGGCGUUCACCAACAUGUCGGCAAACUGGUGCUGCCAUUGCGGCUACAUGCUACCGUUCGGUCGCAAGAACGCUGUCAAAUGCAGUGAAUGUUCGCUCACGUGCCACCAGAGCUGCUCGCACCUGGUGCCCGACUUCUGCGGCAUGACCAUGGAGAUGGCCAACGAACUCCUGUCCAAGCUGCACUCGAUCAAGUCGAUGCAGGGCGCCAAGAAACACCAGACCAAGCCCUCGUCGAGCGGACUGCCACUGCCUCCCGUCCAGCCUCCUAUCCAGAUCACGCCGCCGCCGCCGCCAUCAUCUCAGCAACAGCAGCAGCCGCCACAGCAGGCCCAGCAGGUGCCCAGUACCCCGCGACCCUCGUACACACCGCCCGAGCGCGUCAAACCCUCCCCCUCGCCAUCGCAGCAGUCGUACAACGACUACCGGCCUCCAGCACAGCAGCAGACCCCGCAGCAGCAACAACAGACGUCGCCUCAGCAGCGGCCUCCCCCGUCGCCGUCCGGCUCGCACCGUCUCAGCUACGAUGGGCGGUCUACCAUGUUGGAGCAGGGCCCGUUGUCUACGCCGUCGCAGAAGCCUCCUCGGAUCCCGUCCCCCCAGCCCUACGGUCAGGCACCACAGCAGCCUUCGCCGCAGAAGCCGGUGAGCGGAUACCGCCCGCCCAUGCCGGCACCGGUGCCGACUGUGUCGAUGCCCUCUGCACACACAUCACGGCCAUACCAGGUGCAGGCACAGCCGCAUCCACCGAUCGCCCCAGAACCGCAGCCACCCCAGAAGGUUGUGCAGCGCAAGAGGAAGAUUGGCCUCGACGACUUCAACUUCCUCGCCGUGCUCGGCAAGGGCAACUUCGGCAAGGUCAUGCUUGCGGAGGAGCGGAUGACGAGCAACCUAUACGCUAUCAAGGUGCUGAAAAAGGAGUUCAUCAUCGAGAACGACGAGGUGGAGAGCACGCAGUCCGAGAAGCGUGUGUUCCUCGCCGCUGCCGAGGAGCGCCACCCGUUCCUGCUCGGUCUGCACUCGUGUUUCCAGACCGAAACGCGUGUCUACUUCGUCAUGGAGUACAUCUCGGGUGGCGACCUCAUGUUGCACAUCCAGCGCAAGCAGUUCACGCUCCGCCAGGCCAAGUUUUACGCGUGCGAGGUACUCCUCGCGCUGCAGUACUUCCACUCGAAGGGCAUUAUCUACCGCGACCUCAAGCUCGACAAUAUUCUACUCACGUUAGACGGGCACGUCAAGGUUGCCGACUACGGUCUGUGCAAGGAGGACAUGUGGUACGGACGGACAACGUCGACGUUCUGUGGCACGCCGGAGUUUAUGGCGCCCGAGAUCCUGCAGGAGCAGCCGUACGGCCGCGCAGUCGACUGGUGGGCGUUCGGCGUGCUCACGUAUGAGAUGUUAUUGGGCCAGUCGCCAUUCCGUGGCGACGACGAGGACGAGAUCUUUGACGCCAUCAUCGAGGACGAGCCGUUGUACCCUAUCACGAUGCCCCGUGACGCUGUCUCGCUCCUCCAGAGGCUCCUAACCCGUGAUCCUAAGUACCGCCUCGGUGCCGGCGACAGUGAUGCCGAGGAGAUCAAGCGCCACCAGUUCUUCGCAGACGUCGACUUUGACGACGUGUACCACAAGCGUAUUCCGCCGCCGUACUUCCCCACAAUCGGCAACGCGACUGACACGUCCAACUUCGACCAGGAGUUUACGCGCGAGCAGCCGACCCUCACACCCGUCCACACGCAGCUCACUGCUAAGGACCAGGCUGAGUUUGCGGGCUUCAGCUGGAUCGCGCCAUGGGCCACCGCGCAAUAA